This is a messenger RNA of Kwoniella shivajii, 594 nucleotides long. RefSeq lists its product as uncharacterized. The record is from RefSeq and is a predicted model, not a curated record. Lineage: Eukaryota; Fungi; Basidiomycota; Tremellomycetes; Tremellales; Cryptococcaceae. Bases 1 to 594 code for a protein of 197 amino acids. The transcript has 3 exons.
AUGUCCCUGCGUAAUGUUUUAGAUCCCAAAGCGACCAAGAUCUCGGUCUCUUCUACAACACCUGGAUCAUCGAAGAAACAUCUCUUGAACCCCUCAGCAUCCGACGAAGGUCAACCGUGGUCGUCUAAUAUCCCUUCAUCACUCCAUCUCACAUUCGAUCAACCCAUCAAAGCAUCUCAUUUCGCGCUCACCUUCCAAGGUGGAUUCGUCUCGACCGCAAUCUCAGUAUGGGUCGCUAGGUCAGAAGACGCUGAAGGUAAAUCAGUAGGUUUAGGUUUAAUGUUGGGCGGUAAAGUCUUCCCUGAAGAUAGGAACAAGAGACAGGUUUUCAAAAUCGCAUUUCCUCCAGUUGGAUUAUCGCCCACAGACGAAAAUGGACCUGCGGCUUCAAAAGGUCCUACGAUAGUAACUGAAAUCACACCUCAAGAAGCACAAUCAGGUGCAGUCGAAGCUCACCCUGAUGGAAAAGGUAUCGUGAAAAAAUCAGAUGAUGACGAAUUACCUUAUUUGACAGAAUUGAAAUUGGAAUUUGAGAAAAGUUCAGAUCAAUAUGGUAGGAUCACUUUGUACUCUAUUGAAGUACUCAGAGAGUAG